Molecule: messenger RNA, 2907 nt
Organism: Brassicogethes aeneus
Lineage: Eukaryota; Metazoa; Arthropoda; Insecta; Coleoptera; Nitidulidae
Source: the annotation of a GenBank genome assembly
CCCAAAUUAGACAACAUAACCUCAAAAUUUUUCAAAAUUAAAUACCACAAUGUUUAUUUUUCGUUGUAUUUUAUUUACAAACUUAAUUUUAAUUAGUUUUAAUGGUUAUAAAAGUGAGGAGUAUUGUUAUGACAAAAACAGCCAAUGUAAAGACAAGAAAAUUAGAUAUUUAUUUUAUGAUGUAAAUCCUCCAGAAGGUUUUAACUUGAGAAGAGAUGUAUACAUGAGAAUGGCUGUUUUAGCAUAUAAACUACAUAAUUUAAGACCCGAUAAUCUUAAUAGCUUUAAAUUAGUUUUACCUCCUUGGUCUCACCUAGUUCAUUGGGAUUUUAGUCAAUUUCCUGAAUAUAUCCCAUGGUCUUACUAUUUUGACCUAAGUAGCCUUAAGAAUUUUGCACCUGUGAUAGAAAUGUAUGAUUUUUUUAAUGAGUAUAAGAAUAAAUAUAGUGUUAUUAUUGAAGAAACUUAUAUAUUGCAACAUUUCGAGGAUAUGUUUGAGUCAGGAAACUUCGAGGAUAGGAUGGAAGUUGAAAAAUGUACCAAAGAUUAUAAGCCUUUAUUUUUUCACUAUAGUAAUAUUACUUCUAAUAAUGUUAAAUGUUUGUCUUUUCAUGGAUCUUCCACAAAUCUUAUUAAAUUGUUUAAUGAAUCAACUGCUAGUACAAUUUACAUUGAUCAUGCUGAAGUGGCUCUUCAUGAAAUGUUUGGAAAUAAAAUUUACUGGGAAGCCAGAAGAAGCAUGAGAUUUAAUAAAGAGUUAGUUAAAAUUGCGAAUGACUUCAGAAAAGACUUUUUAAACUCUACAGAUUUAAGUGAUUUAACUACAAUACCUGUAGAUUGGAGAGAUGAAAAACCAAAUAGAAAUGCCAAAGGUGGCCCCUAUUUAUCUGUUCAUAUGAGAAGAAAAGACUUUGUAAAGAGUAGACCUCAAGAAACCCCAAGUUUAAAAAAUGUUAGUGAGCAAAUUAAAAAAACUUUAGAUAAAUUAAAAUUAGAUGCAGUUUUUAUAUCUACUGAUGCCCCAGAUAAAGAGUAUAAAACCUUAGUCGACCUCAUAGGUCCAAAAUACAAGGUAUUUAAAUACAGUGGAGACAAAUACGUAAAAGAAAAAUUCAAAGAUGGAGGGAUAGCUAUAAUUGACCAAAUUAUUUGCUCCCAUGCACGUUACUUUAUUGGUACGCAAGAAAGCACUUUUUCUUUCAGAAUACAGGAAGAAAGGGAAAUCAUGGGGUUUCCUGUUAAAACUACAUUUAAUUCUUUAUGUAAUAAUGAUGGUAUUUGUCGAAAGCCGUCACAAUGGAAAAUUGUUUAUUAGGUUAAAGUAUGUUUAAAUUUAAAAAAUUAAAUUAAAUUUUUAUAUUUUAAUAAAAUCUUUUAUAAAUAAUUCACUUAUUACUUGCGACAUAACUAUCUAACAUUUGAUUAUAAGCAGAGCUGGGAAAGUUACUUCUGAAAAGUAUCUAGUUACUUUUCUAAGAUACUUUAAAUAAAAUAACUUACUUACCUCUGGUAACUAAGUAGAUACUUCGAGUUAAAAGUAUUUUUAGUUACAAGAUACUUUAAAAAGUAUUUAGGAUACUAUCCGAAAGUGUAUAAUAGACUGGGCCAAAAAAAAUCGACUAUUUUUUUUUGGAAAGUAUAUCGAAAAUAUUGUUUGGGGUGACAAAAAAAAAAUAUGUUGAAAGUUUGAGUCCAUAAUAUUAAUAUUGAGAGGUCUAUCAUCGCAAUUUUAGAUUUUUUUUUCGAGCGAGUUUUUGUCUCAGAACUCCCAAAUCAUUGAGUUUAACAAAAUUGACUUAAGAAUAUUUUUUGAAGAAAAUUGAAUGCUCUACAAAAAAGGUUUGAUUGUAAUUUUACGUCAGAUGAACCCUUUUCUUACAAUCAUGCCUUAAAAAUUGGUAUAGUUUUAGAAUUGAAUCUUUUAGCUUUGGAAUUUUGUAAUUCAAGUAAAAAUCAGUACCCUGAAAAAAAAAACGAUAAAUAUUCUUAGGGGAAAUCAAAUGGUCUACAAAAAAGUCUUUUAUCACUAAAUUAUCCCCAUCAAAAGUUAUUCAAGGUUAAAUUUGAAAUCAAAACGAAAUUUUAACCUUGAAUAACUUUUGAUUGAGUGAAUUUAACCAAAAAUGUUAAGAGGCUUUUUUUGUAAAGCAUUUGAAUAUUUAUCGUUUUUUAUGGGUACUGAUUUUUACAUGAGUUACAAAAUUCCAAUUUAAAAGAUCAAAAUUUAAAACUAUACCAAUGUUUAAGGUAUGAUUUUAAGGAAACGGUUCAUCUGACGAAAAAUUUCACUUUUUUGUAGAACAUUUAAUUUUCUUAAAAAAAUAUUUUCAAUUCAAUUUUGUUAAACUCAAUGGUUUGGGAGUUCUAAGCCUAAAACUUGCUGAGGAAAAAAAAAUUAAAAUUGUGAUGAUAGACCUCUUAAUAAUAAUAUUAUGGACUCAAACUUUCACAAUAAUUUUUUUUUGUCACCCCAAACCAUAUUUGCGAUAUACUUUUCAAAAAAAAAUAGUUGAUUUUUUUGGCCCAGUCUAGUGUAUAAGAUAGUAUCUUAAAGAUACUAUAUGAAAGUAUCUGAGAUACUUUUGAGUAACUAAGAUACUUUUAAGUAACUAAGAUACUUUUGAGUAACUUAGUUACUUUUAAGUAUGAAUAAAAACUAUUAAACUUAAAAUUAUGAAAAUUUUGAAAAAGUUGAAGGUUAUAAUUUAUUUUGAAUCAUUCUGGAAUUCCCCCAAUUUUGUUACUUUAAAAAAUAUCUUAGUUACUUUAAAAAUUAUUUUAGUUACUUUAAAGUAUCUAAUUAGUAACUUAAGUUACUUGAUGUAUCUUAGUUACUUUACCGAGUAAUUUAGAUACUUUUUUAGAUACAAGUUACAAGGUACUUUCCCAAAGUAACUUGGUUAAAGA